Messenger RNA from Maylandia zebra (zebra mbuna), 2887 nucleotides. RefSeq lists its product as uncharacterized. Gene Ontology annotation, biological process: regulation of transcription by RNA polymerase II. Gene Ontology annotation, molecular function: RNA polymerase II cis-regulatory region sequence-specific DNA binding; DNA-binding transcription factor activity, RNA polymerase II-specific. The record is from RefSeq and is a predicted model, not a curated record. Gene Ontology annotation, cellular component: chromatin; transcription regulator complex; nucleus. Lineage: Eukaryota; Metazoa; Chordata; Actinopteri; Cichliformes; Cichlidae.
GAAGUUAAAAGAAAAGUGCGCAAGUUUAGGCAGCUUCGAAGUCAAAGCGUCUACAUUUUAGAUGUAACAAUGUAUCCCGUUCAAAGCAUGCGUAAGUUUGUCUGUGAUCGACUAACAGCAGCUGCCCAAGAAAUACUGGGAGCGUUUGAAAAGAGAGUAGAAGAGUACGAGUCAGAAAUCGCACGUCAACGCAGGCUGCUGGAUACGGUGUUCACACCGGAGAUAAAGUUGCAGGAUAAAGAUCUUGCAAAUACUUCUUUGAGUCAGCAGCAGAGUGACUCCACUGUUCAGCCUGAUAUUACACGGAUUAAAGAUGAGCAUGAGGAAAUGUGCAUCAGUCAGGAACGACAGCAGCUCAAACAGCAGCAGGCACCUGCUGCUCCUAAGGUGACUCCAGCUUCAACUGAUCAAAGUGUCCACAGUGAUCAGUCUCAGCCUUCAGGUUCUGACCAAACGAAUCCUGCUGCAAGUAAUGAUCCCAAACCCAGUGUCCCUAAUGAAGAGGAACGUGACAGAGAGAGUUCUCCAGUACCACCUCCAGAUGAUGACAACCACUUCUUCUGUCACAACUCAGAUGAAGGGGAGAGUCAAGCUGACAUAACUUGUAACUAUGGAAGUGAAACACCAACAAGAGGCGAUACGGACACAUCAUCAGCUAUUACAGCAGCGCAGCCGUUAGAUAAGGAAAACAAUGAUGUGGGCAGCACAGCAAACAGUGGUACAGAGGAAGGACAGGUGUGUACCAAUGAGAGCAAUGAGCCAGCAUCAGAUAGAAGUUGUAACAUUGAAAACACAUCAUCAACCAGUAAUUCUGAGUUAACACCUACUGUAAGAUGUAAUAGUGAGACCACAUCAGCUAUGAGUACUGAGCCAACACCGAACAAGAAACAUAUAGAUGGGAAUGAAACGUCAACGUCAACUGCAACUGCUGGCCUAACGACUAACACAAAACAAAGUGGUGACUACACAACAUCUACAAAAAGCACUGAACAAACACUAACAAAGAGCCCAACAGAAACUAGAUGCCCCGAUGUAACGCCACAUGAGAAACACGAUCAAGCGAGCCCCCCGUUAAAAGGGAAUGGUGAGCCAGCGGCAAAUAAGUCAAGUCACGAUGGGGAAUCAAGCUCAUCUGUCAGCCUAUAUGAAAAAAGCAGUGGUAAGAAAACAUCAGCUACAAGUGAUAAGUAUGCAUCUAGAAAGAAACACAGCAAGAAAAAAACAAGCAGAAGUACUGAUUUAGCUGCAAGUAGGAAACUCAAAGUUGGAAAAAUGUCAUCAAAUACAACUCCUCAGUUAAUGCCAAAUGAGAAGCAUAAAGACUGGGACGCAAAUGAUGUCACUGAGCCUUCACCAGACUUUACAUGUCACGACAUAUCAAUGGAAAGUACUGAGCCAAUUCAAAAUAAGACUAGUGACCAUGAACAGGUAGCAUCAAAUGAAAGUCCAGUUCAGGCAGAACCCACUGAGGGGAACACAUCCUCAAUUUCAAGUCCUGACCUAGCACAAAAGAAGCAGAGUGAAGGAAAACUAGCUUCUCCUUCAAACACUGAAAUGGCACAAAGUAAGAAUUCUAACAGUGACGAAGCCACAUUGGCCGAAAGUACAGAAACAUCGCCAAAUAAGAUGCCUGGUGAUGAGACUACAAGUACUACGUCAACCUCAAGUAGGAAACUUACACAUCAGAGAACAUUAUCAACCAGAAGCAGGGAUUUAACAAAACAAAAGAAGCAUAGACAUAGAGACGCAAAGUCUUCAAGUAGUAAGGAAGCAGCACUGCUGAAAAGACAAAAUGAUGGGAGCGCAACAUCAGGAGGAAGCACCGACCCAACACAACGGAAAAGACAUAAGGAUCAGAGUGGGGAAUCCACCCAAACUACAGAGGCAAGACACAGUAAGAGAAACAACAAUGGGAGCAAAAAAUCAAGUGGAAGUACUGAUCCAACACAAAAGAAGAGACAUAGGGAAAGUGAAAAACGCUUAAAAGCAUCAAGCCAGAAUGAUGGUGGUAAUGCCAAAGAUGAGGAAAAUCCUUACAAGUGUGACCGGUGUGGCAAAGUGAUGUCCAACUUCAAAAACUACAAAUUUCAUAUGAAGAGCCACACAGUUGAGAAGACGUUCAAAUGUGAGACUUGUGGCAAGAUGUUCCGGGAAAGUUGGGAUUUAAAUAAACAUUUAGUGAUUCAUUCAGCCGAGAAACCCUUCAAGUGCGACGUCUGUGGAAACGGGUUCAACCGACGUUAUAAUCUCGACCUGCACGCCAGGGUUCACACUGGGGAAAAGCCUUACAAAUGUAGCACCUGCGGGAAAAGCUUCAGCGCCUGUGUGAACAUGAAGAAGCACAUGCGAAUCCACACCGGUGAGAAGCCUUACACUUGCAACGAGUGCGGUAAAGAGUUUGCGGAUUCUUCUGCUUUCAAGAAUCAUUUGCGAGUGCACACGGGGGAAAGGCCCUUCAAGUGUACCUACUGCAAGAAAAAAUUUGCUACCAACACGACUUUGAAAAGGCACACCAGAACACAUACAGGUGAAAGACCGUAUAAAUGCACCGUGUGUGAUAAGGCGUUCAGUCACAAAACCGACCUGAAAGGACACAUGAGGAUGCACACUGGCGAGAAGCCCUACAAAUGCACUAGUUGUGGGGAACAGUUCUCCACCUGGUUAAAACUUCAUAAGCAUAAAGAGCGUGCACAUGCAAGCGAAUCAGAAAAACCCGCCAAAUAACUGGUCGUACCAAAUGAAUUAACUUGUUUUUGCUUUUCGUUUUCUUGUGAUUUACUUCAUAGUUUUGAAUUUUUUGGACAUUCCAGGUGUUGAGGUCAAACAGGGUUCUUUAUUGUGUAUUUUUCUGGUACUAGUGAGAAGUUAAAAAUCAAUUCAGGAAGGU